GAGUACCCUGGACACCCUGACACACAUAAAAGUUUAAAUGUGUUGUAUCUAACAGCCUGUCAGUGGGGGUGGGGUGGGGGCCCGAAGCCGCGUUCCGCCCUGCGUUGCUCUCAGAAACACCACACCACUGCAAUACACUGUACACGGCAGUUUCCACUCCGGACCGAGCACAGUAACCCAGCGCCGGCACGUCUGCGCCGCCGGAACACAUGGCCAGGCAGCAAAGCCUCUGAGAUUUUCAGCAAAGACAACUGAACAGCCCCUAGCAGUUUCUCCAUCAUGGUGUAUGGACAGAUUUUUCAUCACCCGAGCCCAGAUGAUUACUUUAUCAAUGUCAAUGUUGGUGGUUUCAAACAACGAAUGGAGCACAACGUUCUGAAACGAUUCCCGCAGACACGUCUGGGUCGGCUUCUGUGUUGCAGCUCCAAAGAAGCGAUACUGGAGCUCUGCGAUGACUUCAGUCCUUCUGAAAUGGAGUUCUAUUUUGAUCGCAGUCCACUUUUUUUCUGCUAUGUUCUCAACUUUUACCUCACAGGCAAAAUCCAUCUGGUGGACGGGUUGUGUGUAGUCUCUUUUGUUCAAGAGAUUGAGUACUGGGGCAUUAAGGAGCGCUACCUAGACUUCUGCUGUAGCAACAAAUUCCAUGAGCUGACCAUGCUUGCUGAAGGUAGUUGUUGGGAUCAGAGGAGCGAUGACCUGCAACUCAACAGCACAGACUCAUCUGUUGAGGACCUGUCAGCUUUGGAGGAUGACAUAGAAUUGUUUGAAGGUUCCUGGUGUGCAGAUGUCCGCAGGAAUAUUUGGAUUCGACUUGAGAAUCCAGGUUACUCCAUUUUGGCCAAAAUGAUGGCUGUAGCAUCUCUAAGUGUGGUCAUUGUCUCUAUUGUUGCCAUGUGCAUCCACAGCAUGCCGGACUUCCACCAAGUGGACCUCAAUGAGAAGGAGAUUGAAAACCCAGCGCUGACUUUCUUUGAGAACUUCUGUGUUUUGUAUUUCUCCACAGAAUUUAUUCUUCGUUUGGCUGUAGCACCAUCAGCCAGGAAGUUCUUGUAUAACCCCCUCAAUAUUAUUGAUUUUUUGUCAGUUAUGCCCUUCUAUGUCACAAUGGCCUGUGAUGUAUUGGAUGAAGGUGAGAACACAGACCUGGAGAAUAUUGGCAAAGUGGUGCAGAUCUUGAGGUUGAUGCGGGUGUUUCGCAUCCUAAAACUGGCUCGCCACUCAGCAGGUCUACGCUCUCUUGGUGCUACUCUGCAACACAGCUCCCAUGAAGUAGGCCAGCUUGUGCUUUUCUUGUCUGUAGGCAUUUCUAUGUUUUCUGCUCUCAUUUACUUUGUAGAAAGAGAAUCUCAAGAGUCAAUGCUGCAGACAAUACCUGUAGGCUGGUGGUGGGCCACCAUUAGCAUGACUACAGUGGGUUACGGGGACACCUUUCCUGUUACGCUUACUGGGAAGAUAAUAGGGACACUGUGUAUUAUCUGUGGGCUUUUGAUUGUGGCUCUGCCCAUUACUAACAUCUUCAAUAAAUUCUCCAAGUUCUAUCAGAGGCAAAGACGCCUAGAUCUUAGAAACAGCAAUAAGUGAACUCACUCCAGCAAGAACAGGAGUUUUCUUAAGAGAAGCAGGAUGUAAUAUCAAAACACACAUCACAACUGAUGAGAAGCUAUAAAAUAUUACAAAUAUGUUUAUGGUUUUGAGGAUUAGUUCAACAUUUUGGGAAAUUUGCUUAUUUGCUAUCGCUCAUAGAGCUAAAUAAAAAGACUGAUACCACUCGCACAUCUGUGUGCUAACUAUGGAGCUGGCAGCAGCACAUGGUUAUCCAAAGGUAACAAAACUGCCAAUCAGCACAGACUAUUCUUAGCCAGGACUGGUUACCGAGGCAACCAGGGGAAACUCUAGAUAGCUAGUCUGGCUCAUAACCCUGUGUAAGAUAGCAAAUUGGUGUCCAGAUGAGUAGAAUCUGUUCAGAUGCUGGAAUGUGGAUUUUGUUGCUGUUGUUAUGUGGGUGGGCUAGCCAUCCCAGUCCCAUUCCCCAGGAGUCAAAUGUUUUGUCAUGUCCCUCAGUAUCUCAUCCAGACAAAGAAGGUUUUCUUUAGCAUCUGGAUGAGAUGGAUCAGAAUUUAAGUGUAAACCCUUCCAGGUUAAUAUGAGACUAUCGGAGCAACUGCUCAACCCGACAUAGUAUGCAAAGCAAAAAAGAGGGAUGGAGGUUGGGAUUAAGUUAAGGUUCUCACACACACACACAACCUUCGCCCAGGAGGCUGAGGUUUGUGUCCUGUGUGUAACCAUCAUUGUUAUUUUCCUAACCAGGUAAUGUUGUACCUAAACUAAACCAAGUGCUUUUCUUUCACGUGAACCACUUGUUAAAAAGGCUUUGUGGCGGGAAGUCUUUCCACGUUGCACAUGGGUGUUAAAUGGUAACUCAUGCAUCUGUAUAAAAUGCUGCGGGACGUGACGAAGCAGAGCUGCUAUUGGACAAGCUGGCAACAAUCAG
Messenger RNA from Scatophagus argus, 2491 nucleotides. RefSeq names its product potassium voltage-gated channel subfamily S member 3-like. Gene Ontology annotation, molecular function: voltage-gated potassium channel activity. Gene Ontology annotation, biological process: protein homooligomerization; potassium ion transmembrane transport. The record is from RefSeq and is a predicted model, not a curated record. NCBI's taxonomy places the organism in Eukaryota, Metazoa, Chordata, Actinopteri, Scatophagidae. The coding region runs from base 280 to 1581 and encodes 433 amino acids. Gene Ontology annotation, cellular component: membrane; voltage-gated potassium channel complex. The transcript has 2 exons.